GACGUGGCAGUUUUACCUCCUCAUGCUUGGACCGUAGGCGCAUUAAAGCAGUUUAAUACGCACGGGGCACGGCUGGCAGCUGCUUGUUCGGAUCCUCGCCCGUGAUAUUUUCUCCGGUUUGAUCCAUUUUAAGCUAGAGUUGCUUUUUCUGAACUGCACGUCCUCAAUCAAUAUUGCAGAUUAUUGAAUUUCACCAAAGUGCGAUGAAGCUGAAUUUUAUUGCGCAGCGGGUUUUGAUGUCAAACGCAUAUCUCAUGCCGUUCUCAAGAGCCCGCAUGUUUUCAAGUUCAUCAAUGUCUGCAGUUAAGAGAUGGGAAGGCGGUGUUUCAAUGAUUCAAGGUGCCUCCAGAGGCAUUGGCCUUGAAUUUGUUAGACAACUGUUGGAGAAGAAUGACAAAGGCUAUGUUGUUGCAACGUGUCGAAAUCCUAAUGGGGCAACGGGACUUCUGGAGUUGAAGAAUAAGUUUGCUGAACGCCUUGAUAUUCAUCAGUUGGAUCUUACAAUUGAAAGCACUAUGGAGGAAACAGCGAAGUGUUUGAGAGAGAAAUAUGGUUAUCUGAAUCUUCUUGUUAAUGCAUCUGGCAUUCUUUCAAUACCAGAUGUUCUGAAGCCAGAAACAACGUUGAGCAAAGUAGAGAGAGCAUCCUUGCUUCUUGCUUAUGAGAUCAAUGCUGUUGGUCCUGUUUUGGUUGUCAAGCACAUGUGGCCCUUGCUCAAGGUUGAAGGUGGCUCUGGGAUGAAUAGAGAUUUUGCUAUCGUUGCCAACAUCAGUGCCAGGGUUGGAUCAAUUGGAGAUAAUCGUCUUGGAGGAUGGCACUCAUAUAGGGCAUCUAAGACUGCACUUAAUCAGCUGACCAAGACUAUCUCUGUGGAAUUUGCACGCAAGAAAGAUCCAAUUAUAUGCAUUUUAUUGCAUCCGGGCACGGUAGAUACUGAUUUAUCUAGACCAUUUCAGGGAAAUGUUCCAGAAGGCAAGCUCUUCACCAAAGAGUUUUCCGUCCAGAAGCUGUUAAGCAUCAUUAACAAUGCUAAGGGAUCAGACAAUGGCAAGUUUUUUGCCUGGGAUGGUCAAGAAAUUCCGUGGUGAUUUUAUCUAUAUUUUGAACACAUCAGUGUAAAUCAAUAUCUUGUGAAGAUCUGUAUCUUUCUAUAAAGGAUCAUCUCUUGCCGGGAAUUCUUUAAAAGAAGAUCUGCCGAUCAUCUUGAAGUGUCCUCAUUUUUUUCUGAGAAUUUUCAUGUCAUUGUUCUGGGUUAUAUAUAUAUAUUUUUUUAUCAUGGCACGUUCUUGUAAGAAAAUAACUAUGAUAAUACAUGAGAAAAUAGUCGAAUCCACUUAUUUUGGUUAA
Olea europaea var. sylvestris is the source of this 1347-nucleotide messenger RNA. Its product is annotated as C-factor-like. NCBI's taxonomy places the organism in Eukaryota, Viridiplantae, Streptophyta, Magnoliopsida, Lamiales, Oleaceae. Bases 204 to 1088 code for a protein of 294 amino acids. The transcript has 6 exons. The record is from RefSeq and is a predicted model, not a curated record.